GUGUAUGCUCCUUGCUUCAGGUCUUUGCAAAACCUGUGUCGUAUAUUUCCUGCUUCAAAGCUGGAUAAUUGCAUUUGAGGCAAUACAGAUCAAGACAGAGCGUUACCGCAGUCAACAUGGAGAAGAUGUAUGAUAACAAAGAGGCGCACGACUUCGAACGUUCGUCGACGUAUACCGAAGCCCGCCAGGAUGAGACAACAACGAUGGCAGACGGUCUACAUCCACAAGAUCGUGGGUUCCACGCUUGGAUUAAUUUGGCGGCUCUGUCAUCGAUGCUGAUGGUCACUUGGGGCUAUGUCAGCGCCUACGGCGUCUUCCGGCAAUGGUACUUUCAGAAUCCUCCAUUCAAGGGAAAUCAAAUUCUCGCUGAGAUCGGAGUGCUAUCAGUGGGUAUUUUGCAAAUGAUGACUCCAUUCCUACUUCGACUUCUUGAAGGAAGAAGUCAUUGGCGAAAAUGGUCGAUGGCUAUCGGCGGCGUUUUCGUCGUUGCUGGAGCAAUCGGUGCAGCUUUCGCAGAAUCGGCAGGCGCUCUGAUUGCCCUCCUCGGUGCCUUGUACGGCAUUGGGAGCGGUCUACUUUUCGCACCGUCCAUCAGUCUUAUCGAUGAAUGGUUUCUGGAAAAGCGGGGACUCGCCAAUGGUAUCUACUUCGGCUCAAAUAACAUAUCCGCGGCUUGGUGGUCUCCGGUCUUUUCUGCAUUGCUCAACAGAUUUGGACCCAAACCUGUGCUGAUUGCCUGGGGAAUUUUUGCCGGAGUGGUGAUCUUCCUUGCGAUCCUUGUGGUCCAUCCUCGGGAGUCUGUAAAGUCUACUACCAUCAAGCAAGCUCCAGUGACUUGGAAGCCAUUCAAGAAACCGCUAUUCUGGCUCGUUGCCUUGUCGGUAUUCCUUCAAGGCUUGGCAAACAUGCUACCAGCGACAUAUCUCCCCACUUAUGCAACUGAUCUGGGAAUAUCUUCAACUCAAGCUUCGCUUCUCUUGACCGUGCUCAACAUUUUCGGAAUGGUCGGACAGGUAGCAUUCGGUUUCUUGAUUGACGCCGUCGGCAUUCUCAUCCCCCUGCUUCUGAGCACAUUGGUCAGCGCGUUCUCCGUCCUCGUCAUCUGGGGAAUUGGCCGCGAGUAUUGGUCGAUGAUCAUCUUCGUCAUCCUUUUCGGCGCUUUCUCCUUCAGCUUCAUCGUGCUGCGCAGCCAUUUUGCUGCGGCCAUUGUGGGCGACAAGACUCGAUCUAACGAGGUCACCCUUGUCUCGGGCGCUUUGAUGUCGAUACGCGGAGUGGCUUGCAUCAUCUCUGGCUUCAUCGGCGACGCCGCGGCUUCGGGCGAUGCGUCCAAAGGUGUCCAAAGUGGUUAUGGAGCAGGGUUGUGGCAGGCUGUUAUCUUGACCGUCGGUUGCUUGAUGUUGGGCGCCACAGUCAGCGCCUUCGGCUUCAUUCGUAAGCCCAAACCGUGAAUAUAUUUUGGUCACUUUAUCACGGGCAAACAUAUCUGUGAGAUUCCACGUGAGAUUCCACGUAACAUACAAGACUUAUAAACAGCAUUUAGACGGCAUCCAUGCGUCAACAACGCGAAUG
Molecule: messenger RNA, 1572 nt
Organism: Dissoconium aciculare CBS 342.82
Lineage: Eukaryota; Fungi; Ascomycota; Dothideomycetes; Mycosphaerellales; Dissoconiaceae
Product: MFS general substrate transporter
Exons: 6
Coding region: 117-1451 (444 amino acids)
Biological process (GO): transmembrane transport
Cellular component (GO): fungal-type vacuole membrane
Molecular function (GO): transmembrane transporter activity
Source: RefSeq, a predicted model, not a curated record